This is a messenger RNA of Lactuca sativa (garden lettuce), 474 nucleotides long. RefSeq lists its product as uncharacterized. Lineage: Eukaryota; Viridiplantae; Streptophyta; Magnoliopsida; Asterales; Asteraceae. The record is from RefSeq and is a predicted model, not a curated record.
AUGGAAAAUGACAUAUGUAACCGUGUAAAAUAUGAUGUGACUGCUAAAGAAAUUUGGGACGAUCUUGAAGAAAGAUUCAGAAAAGAAAGCGUGCCACGUGCUUACGAAUUGAAGCGAGCAUUGACCACGUUAAGGCAAGAUAAUGCAUCAGUCUCGACUUAUUUCACAAAGAUGAGGAGACUCGUGGAAACAAAAGAUAAGGGGCUUGAUGACACGUUUGGUACUGUCAAGACCCAAAUCUUGAGUACCAAGCCGAUGCCCUCGCUUGGCACCACCUACCAUCUUGUGGCAGAGGACGAACAACAACGCAACAUAUCUGUUGCUGCUGCUAGGAAGCCAACCGUUGAUGCAACUGCUUACCAGAUCAAGACUCAAGUAGCUUUUGAUAAAGUUCAAGCUGAGAAGAAAAACAAUUGUGAAGGACUCAAAUGCAAACAUUAUGGAAAAGUAGGGCACCGUGGAAGGCUGUUUUGA